This is a messenger RNA of Oncorhynchus gorbuscha (pink salmon), 3173 nucleotides long. RefSeq names its product axin 2 (conductin, axil) (gene axin2). The record is from RefSeq and is a predicted model, not a curated record. The transcript has 10 exons. Lineage: Eukaryota; Metazoa; Chordata; Actinopteri; Salmoniformes; Salmonidae. Bases 420 to 3023 code for a protein of 867 amino acids. Gene Ontology annotation, biological process: negative regulation of canonical Wnt signaling pathway.
UGUUGCUUCCGGGACUAGGCUGUCGGUUCCUUCCUUUGAAGUGCGCUGUUUUACGCUGAGCCCAGAACGUAUUGGAAUAGCCUACAGGAGAGACCUACGGUAUGGCAUGGCAGACUGAAACAUUUGCAAAGAAAAGGGGGAAACUAAGCAGGAUUUUUUUCCCCCUGGAAAACUACAUUUUUCUUUCUGCAGCUAACACGAAAAAAGUCGGACUGUGAAGGGGUCUGUCGUGGAAUCGACUAUUGUGGAUUAUUUUUCUGUGGAUAAAAAAACGGAUACUUUUGGAAGACCGGACUCGUGGAUCGAUGAGAGAAGACUGGCAGAGAAGCUCCCCGGCUGACUAUAGAGAGUGAGGAGAUUGUUGUAGCGCUCAGAGGCGAACAACGCACAGGAUUUCUGUUGCUGCUGCCUUCGGAGCCAUGAGCAGAGCGCUUAUAUCGGACCAUAUCGCCAAUAGCUUCCGAGAAGAUGCUCCCCGUCCCCCGGUCCCGGGGGAGGAGGGCGAGGUGCUGCCGUGCUACCCCGGCAAACUCGCCAUGAUGAGACCCCAGGGUACCGCGGUCAAAGCGCUAUUGCUCGCGCCUCCCGGUUACAUUGCGAAGAGGAACGAGGAUGGACUUGGGGAACCCGAGGGGAGCGCGUCACCGGAUUCGCCGCUAGCCCGGUGGACCAAGUCGUUGCAUUCUCUUCUUGGGGACCAAGACGGUGCUCAUCUUUUUAGGACAUUCCUGGAGCGCGAGAAAUGCGUCGACACUUUAGACUUUUGGUUCGCCUGUAAUGGUUUCAGGCAGAUGGACCUCAAGGAUACCAAAACGCUGCGAGUCGCCAAAGCUAUUUACAAGCGCUAUAUUGACACCAGCAGCAUAGUUGCCAAGCAGCUCAAGCCUGCGACCAAAACCUUCAUUCGGGAUAAUAUCAAGAAGCAACAGAUUGAUUCGGCUAUGUUCGACCAGGCACAGACUGAGAUCCAGACCAGCAUGGAGGAGAGCCCCUAUCAGAUGUUCUUGACCUCGGACAUUUACCUCGAGUAUGUGAGGAGCGGGGGCGAGAACCCUGCUCAUGUCAACCCUAACGGGCUAGGUAGCCUGAAGCUGGUGUGUGGGUACCUGCCCACCCUGAAUGAGGAAGAGGAGUGGAGUUGUAAUGAUUUCAAAGCCAAAGCGCUGGCUUCUGUGGUUGGACUUUCUGCCCAGGCGCUGAGGGCAACAGUGUCUAUGAGAACGGUGGAGGUGAUGGAGAAGGGGUACAGGUCCCACAGGCGAGGGGACCCGGUCAACCCGUACCAUGUGGGCUCAUUUGCCCCAGCCACCAGCACCAACGACAGCGAGGUGUCCAGCGACGCCAUGACAGACGACUCCAUGUCCAUGACCGACAGCAGUGUAGAAGGCAUCCCUCCCUACAAGCUUGGCUCCAAGAAGCACAUGCAGAGAGAGAUGCAGCGCAACAUGAGGAUGAACAGCCAAGUCUCCCUACCUGCCUUCCCUCGGUCACAGAGAUGUCCUAAGGAGAUGACUCCGGUAGAGCCGGCAGCGUUUGCGUCUCAGCUCAUCUCUCGUCUGGAGCGUCUGAAAAGAGAACAGGAGACCAUGAGUUCCCUGGAGGAGAGGCUGCAGCAGAUGCAAGAGGAGGAGGAGAGGGACGAGGCUGAGGUGCCCGGCAGUAGUGCCCCCCUGCUCUCCCCCCACCCCCUGUCCCUCCAGCCCACCGGCCCCAACGACGAGGACCCCCAGGCCAUUCUGGACGACCACCUGUCCCGUGUCCUAAAGACCCCUGGCUGCCAGUCCCCCUCCACAGUGGCCCGCCAUUCACCCCGCUCCCGCUCUCCAGAGCACAGGACUCUUUCCCGGGGAGGCCCCGGUCUCAAGCCCCUGGUCUCACCCGGGGCCUCCAGCCCCAGUGGCACCUCCAGCUUAGGGGGCUUCUCAGUAGGUUUCACCCCAGGAAGGGCCCUCUCCCUGGGCAGGCCCAGCAGCAGCACCAAGCACAUCCACCACCACUACAUCCACCACCAUGCCGGUUCCAAGAGCAAGGAGCAGAUGGAGAGAGAGGCAGCCCAGAGGGUGUUGUGUCUGUGUCCGGUGCGGUCUGGAGGGGCGGAGGGGGGUUCCCCUUACCCUCGCAGUCGCAGCCUGGGCAGGGAGAUGGUGUCCUGUGGCAGCAGUCCCGCAGAGUCCAAUAUGGGGCGCUCCAGUUCCCUUUCCCGAGGGGGUUGUCGGUCGGGGGCUGAGGAGGGGGCAGCAGAGGGAGGUGAGGUCGUGCCCCUCCAGCGACCCAGCGACAGCACAGACCGCUCCCAGAAUGUGUGGCAGUGGAUCCUGGAGAGUGACCGGCAGGGCAAGCACCACAAACCCCACAGUACCCAGAGCACUAAGAAGGCGUAUGGCGGCGGAGCGGCGUCCAACCAGACACACACGUGGGGCGGCGGAGGUGCCAGCGCCCAUCUCCGUGCCCACCAGCCCGCCCAUCCCUUCAUCCAGGACCCGGCCAUGCCCCCCCUGCCCCCGCCCAACACCCUGUCCCAGCUGGAGGAGGCCUGUCGCAGACUAGAGGAGGCCUCCGUCUCCAAACCCCCCAAACAGAGACACUCUACAUCCAGCCUCCAGAGAGAGAAGUGCCACCCUAUGCCUGUCCAGAGUGGGCCCUGUCCAGUGCCGUCCCCCCUCACCCCCGGUCCCGGCUCCGGUCCUGCUGCUUCUCUCCAAACAGAAGAACUGAGAGACACCAACAGGGUGCUACAGGUGACGACAGGCUGCCAUGUUGCUCCAGCCAUGGGGAGUGAGACAGAGGUAACCUACUUCUUCUGUGGUGAGGAGAUCCCCUACCGUAGGCGGAUGAAGACACACAGCCUCACACUGGGACACUUUAAAGAACAGCUCCGCAAGAAGGGACACUACAGGUACUACUUCAAGAGGGCCAGUGAUGAGUUUAAGUGUGGAGCUGUGUUCGAGGAGGUGUUGGAUGACAGCUCUGUUCUGCCCAGGUACCAGGGGAAGAUCCUGGGCAAGGUGGAGAGGAUGGACUGAUACCCCUCCAGAAGUACCAGAGGAAUGUAUAACAGAAACACUCCAUGGACACCACCCCCCUGUUCCACCAGAGUCUUAAAGCAAAGGACUGAUGACUGGAGAUUCUGUUGAAGAAGCUUGGCCAAUGAAGAGUGGAGUCGAGGAGUCGAG